Chrysochloris asiatica (Cape golden mole) is the source of this 2261-nucleotide messenger RNA. RefSeq names its product HIV-1 Tat specific factor 1 (gene HTATSF1). Bases 30 to 2261 code for a protein of 743 amino acids. The transcript has 9 exons. Gene Ontology annotation, biological process: mRNA splicing, via spliceosome. The record is from RefSeq and is a predicted model, not a curated record. Gene Ontology annotation, molecular function: RNA binding. Gene Ontology annotation, cellular component: U2-type spliceosomal complex; U2 snRNP. Lineage: Eukaryota; Metazoa; Chordata; Mammalia; Afrosoricida; Chrysochloridae.
GGACCCUGCCCCGUAGCUAAGUCGGAAACAUGAGCGGCGGCAACUUGAGUGAGAACGAGGAGUUUGAUGAGCAGUUGCGGAUGCCAGAAUUGUAUGGAGAGCCCAAGGAAGGCGACCUCCAGGAAAAUCCCAGCGAAGAAGCUCAUUCUUUGGGACAGCAAUCCUCUGACACCCCUUACGAGUGGGAUAUGGACAAGAAAGCAUGGUUCCGCAAGAUCACUGAAGAUUUCACUGCUCCAUAUCAGGCCAGUUGUGGUUUCCCUGAUGAUGGAGCAUCAAGCUCUACUGCAGAUGUACAAGAUGUCAGUGCUGGUCACCCACGGGCACUUCUGCAGAGAAAACCCAGCGAGCCCACUGAACCCAAAAGGAAGGGAGAAAAAAGAAAGGCUGAAUCAGGAUGGUUUCAUGUUGAUGAAGACAGAAAUACAAAUGUAUAUGUGUCUGGUUUGCCUCCAGACAUUACAGUGGAUGAAUUUAUACAGCUCAUGUCCAGAUUUGGUAUUAUUAUGAGAGAUCCUCAAACAGAAGAAUUUAAGGUCAAGCUUUACAAAGAUAAUCAAGGAAACCUUAAAGGAGAUGGACUUUGCUGUUAUUUGAAGAGAGAAUCUGUGGAGCUUGCAUUAAAACUUUUGGAUGAAGAUGAAAUCAGAGGUUACAAGUUACAUGUUGAGGUGGCCAAGUUUCAACUGAAGGGAGAAUAUGAUGCUUCAAAAAAGAAGAAAUGCAAAGACUAUAAGAAGAAACCGUCCAUGCAACAAAAGCAGUUGGAUUGGCGACCUGAGAGGAAAGCGGAACCUUCCCGAAAGCGCCAUGAGCAAGUUGUCAUCAUCAAAAAUAUGUUUCAGCCAACGGAUUUUGAGGAUGAUCCAUUGAUGUUAAAUGAAAUCAGAGAAGACCUUCGAGUAGCGUGUUUAAAGUUUGGCCAAAUUAAAAAGCUCAUUCUCUUUGAUAAACAUCCAGACGGUGUGGCCUCUGUGUCCUUCAGGGAUCCAGAAGAAGCUGAUACCUGUAUCCAAACCCUCGAUGGGAGGUGGUUUGGUGGCCGUCAAGUCACUGCUGAGGCCUGGGAUGGGACUACAGAUUACCAGGUGGAGGCGACCACAAGAGAGCGAGAGCAAAGGCUGAAAGGCUGGGAGACUUUCCUCAAUGAGCCUGACACCGACAGAGGAGGCCGGCGUUCUAGUCUCACCAGUGCCUCCGAAAGAGCAGGGCCUUCUAGGGUAAGGCAGUUUUCCGAGCACUCUGGCACAUCUCAAAUGAAUGCCACUGCUGACCGGGCGUUUGAAGCACCUCAAGAUGAAAAGAAGUUUGAAAACCCCGCAGAUGGGGAAGAAUCUGAAGAGGAGGCUGCUGAAAAGGCUGCUAGAGAAAGUAGCCCCAGUGAAGAGUCUGAAGACAGCAGCCCUGAAAAAGAGUCUGAAGAUGGCGGCCUCAAAAGAGGGGCUGAGGAAGCCUGCCUGGAAUGGGAGUCUGAGGAAGGCAGAUUCAGCAGAGAGUCUGAAGAGAAUGGCUCUGAAAGAGAACCUAAAAAGAAGAAACUCAAAAAAGAUUAUGAAGAGAAUGGCUUUGAAAAAGAGCCUACAGAAGACAGCCCUGAAAAGGACUCUGAAGACGAGGAAGGUCCCCCAAAAGAAUCUGAAGAGGAUUCGGAAAGAGAAUCUGAAGACGACGACGGCUCAGAAAACCAGUGGGAAGAGGACUCGGAGAAGGAAUUGGAAGAAAAUGGUCUUGAAAAAGACACUGAUGAAUCUGACUCUGAAAAAGAGUUUGAAGAUAUCCUUGAAAAAGAGUUAGAAGGUUCUGAAAAAUCUGAAUUUGAAGAUGAUGGCUCUGAAAAAGUGUUUGAAGAGGAAGAUUCAGAGAGAGAGUCUGAAGAGGAUUCAGAUGAAAACGAAGACGAUGAUACAUAUGAAAAAGUGUUUGACGAUGAGUCCAAUGAAGCAGAUGACGAAGGAAAUGCAGAUGAACAGGAGCUGGAAGAUGGUGAUGCUGACGAAGAGGACGAGGAUGAGGAAGAUGAGGCAGAGGAAAAGCUGUUCCAAGAUUCAGACGAAAAGGAAGAUGAAGAAGAUAUAGUUGAAAAGUUGUUUGAUGAUGACGAUUCCGACAAGCUGUUUGAUGAGGAUUCCACCAGCAAGAUGUUUGAGUCUGAUGAAAUGGGGACUCUGGGUUAUUUGGGGACUCUUCAAGAAGAAGACCCCCUGUCCACAGGUAGCAGCUUUGUCCUCAGUAGUGACGAUGAUGAAGAUGAUGAUGAUUAA